AUGACCUCCACAGUUGCUACUUCCCGCCAGGCCGAGCGCAGGUCGCUCCGGUCCCCGCCCCCCAAGCCCAAGACCCGUGUCGCCCGCCCCCCGGUCCCCGUCAUCCCCCUCCACUUCCUCAAGCCCGUGCCCGCGCCCCAGGCCUGGUCGUCCACCGUGGUCAAGCCCGAGGCCGCCCCCGUCGACGGCAUGUUCCUCCCCCCUGGGUCCUGCCUUGUUCAGCCCCGCCCGAAGACUCAGCCCCGGCCGACCCGCCCCGCGCCCAGCACCGAGGUCGCCCACCGCCACGCCCACCUGUACGACUACAAGCCGAUCGCGGGGGCGCAGUACCAGACGCUGAAGUGCAAGCUGAUCUUCCUGCACGAGGCGCGGAAGCGGGACUCGAUUGUGUACCACUCUGUCCGCGACGUUUGA
Messenger RNA from Trametes versicolor FP-101664 SS1, 414 nucleotides. RefSeq lists its product as uncharacterized. Bases 1 to 414 code for a protein of 137 amino acids. The transcript has a single exon. Lineage: Eukaryota; Fungi; Basidiomycota; Agaricomycetes; Polyporales; Polyporaceae. The record is from RefSeq and is a predicted model, not a curated record.